UCCAACGCGAUAUGACUCAGUUUAACGUCGCGACGCUUUGGCUGUGGAUGAGGCAUUUCCGUCGCCGCAUUUCUGGACACUUGUUGAAAUUAAAAGCGCGCCAUUCUAAUUCGACUUACUUAUUUUAGUUUUUGUGAGACUUACUUGGAUGGUAAUAGUGGGUUUUGAUUAAAGUGAACGAGCAGAAAUAUAGUAAAGGGGAUGUUGAGGGAAAGCAGCCCAAAAUCGAGCAAAAUGGACGCUCAAAAUUCUCGACACGACGCCGUGAGAUAAAGCUGAUGAUGAUGGCCGAAUUUUAAGAAACGCUGGCGAACUGGAGGGAUGACGCUCAUCCUUUCGGUGGUCUUGACGAUUAUCUGCACUAUCGGAAUUGCUUUUAACGGAUAUACCGUUCUAGUUAUACUAUUAACCAGGCAGGUAAAUACUGCGAACAACAUUCUACUGCUGCACCUUGGAAUUAUAAACAUUUUCAUUGGAAUUCUCUUCUUGAUCUUUUGCCUGCCCGGUAUAAAAGGUACAGAAUGGGCAAGUGCUGGUGCACCGUGUGCUGUAAACGGCUUCUUCUUCACUUUGCUUCAUCCAUUGGCACUUUGGACUAUUUGUGGCCUCAAUUGCGAUCGUUAUUAUGCCAUCGCAGCACCACUACAUUAUACUCAUAUUGUCAGCACUAGAAAGGUUCUCGUAGGAUUAUUUCUCGGUUGGAUUAAUUCCAUACUUCUAGCCAUUCCCCCCUUGUUCAACGCUGCGCCAUAUCGGUACCUGUCCGGAUUGGGAGCCUGCGCUCCAGAGUUUCGCACUGGAAUCGCUUCAGUGUGGUACGCUGCAGCAUAUACUGGGUUCACUUUAUUAUUGCCAGCCACUGUAUUUAUUUGCUGUAAUGUUAAGAUUUUGAUCAUUGCCAGAUAUCAUCGCCAUAGGAUAGCUUCCGCAAUUUUCGAGGUGGCACUUUCCGCCCAAGUGACCAUCACCCACCAGCGGAACCCAUUCUUCGUGCCCACAGUCACAGCUCCAGCGGCUGGUGGGCCCAAACUACGCGGUUCCAACCCCAUUUUAGCGGUUUUCCUUUUAGUUGCCUCAUUCCUUCUUAUGUGCGUUCCAUACUACAUUCUAGUGCUUUACGAGGCCGCGUCUUAUGCCCUAAAUAUUGGUAGAACGGAACUGGUGGAAGUUUCCAAUAUCCAUCAUUUUUACAUGGCUGCUGGUACAUUACUGAUUUGUUCACCUGCAGUUAAUGGUUACCUCUACGGUCUAAAAAACAAAAGCCUAAGAAAAGCAUUCAUGAACUAUUGGAGAAAGAAACAAACAAAAAACGAGGUACAUCACGAGAUCCAAGCACGGACACCAAGCACUUGUGGUUCCCGAAGACCAUCACUGACACCAUUUGGAGUAUUUACGCGAAAUCCGAACGUAUCCAGACGGAUGUCCGAAACACUGAUCGAUGUAAAUAAAUCCCUCAGAAGUCCACGAAGCAAAAUUAAAAGAAAUACGUCUGAGGUGAUGUGGAGACCUGCAUCAGCAAAUAGUUUGAAUUUAUCACCCAAAGACGAAGCACCGUCGCAAUCAAUGAAACAAACAAUCAGUUGCAAUACUCUGCGGGUACCUGAAGAAAUCCAAAUAGGGACAGAAGAAGAACUGAAAACCGCUGGGCAGAAGGAGGAACCAUUCGAACCGAUCCCAAAAAUAUACAGUCCCAGCAAUCUGCUACUGAAAAUAUUCAAGUUCGAUGAAAAAAUCAUUAAAAAACCGCACAAUUCACCGCCAAACGACUCAGAUGGAAGCCCUAAAAGAUCACCUAGAAUACUCAUCACUCGAGCUUUUUCCGAAGAAAGCGAGAAAAGCUCCCAAGGCAACUCUCCACACCGGGAUAUUAAUAGGAAACUCUCCAAUUCGGCGUCGAACUUGAUUGAAAAGAAAUUGAGGCAAAUUAAGUAUCAGGAUGAAGAAACGGACAGUGAUUGCGCUAAAUCAAACAGCACCACAAAACCAUUGCUGGGCAGUUGCAGUUUGAGUAACCGAUCAUCUGAGUCGUCAGAAACAUCAGGGUCUUCCGGUAAAAUCUAUAUGAACUUAGAUGAGCGCAGAAUGUCGAUGGAUGUGGCCGACCAGGAAUCGAACGAAGAACAACUGCUGCUGACCUGGAAUUCGCACAAAAGAUACCAUAAACCCGAAGACGCUAGACGAAGCCAAAAAUCGAACAUAAUGAAAGUAACUGUUCAAACUAAAGAAAUUGUCCUAUAAUCAUUGUCAGUUUUAUAGCUAAUUCAUCAUAAAUCAUCAGCAGCGACUGAUUUUGUAACAUUACCGAAUGCCAUGCAAUACGUUAAAGAAAUUUCGCACAUUUCUAAGGUAAUAGUUUGAAUAAUUUCAAGUGAUACCAGUUAGAUUUUAUUUAUUACCGAUGUACUGAUUUAAAUAAGUUAAACAUCUA
This is a messenger RNA of Dendroctonus ponderosae (mountain pine beetle), 2428 nucleotides long. RefSeq names its product G-protein coupled receptor 161. Gene Ontology annotation, cellular component: membrane. The transcript has 11 exons. Gene Ontology annotation, biological process: G protein-coupled receptor signaling pathway. NCBI's taxonomy places the organism in Eukaryota, Metazoa, Arthropoda, Insecta, Coleoptera, Curculionidae. Bases 322 to 2238 code for a protein of 638 amino acids. Gene Ontology annotation, molecular function: G protein-coupled receptor activity. The record is from RefSeq and is a predicted model, not a curated record.